Molecule: messenger RNA, 1791 nt
Organism: Saxophila tyrrhenica
Lineage: Eukaryota; Fungi; Ascomycota; Dothideomycetes; Mycosphaerellales; Extremaceae
Gene: PAN3
Product: PAB-dependent poly(A)-specific ribonuclease subunit 3
Exons: 3
Coding region: 1-1791 (596 amino acids)
Biological process (GO): mRNA processing; nuclear-transcribed mRNA poly(A) tail shortening; protein phosphorylation
Cellular component (GO): P-body; PAN complex
Molecular function (GO): poly(A) binding; ATP binding; protein kinase activity
Source: RefSeq, a predicted model, not a curated record
AUGGGCAUAUCGCCCAAGGCCGCCGCGGCGGCAGCCUUCACCCCGAGAGGAUCAGGCUCGGUCACACCUGCAGUCAUCUCACAUUCAAAGGAACCUUCCGGAGAUUUCGUACCUCAGCAAGUCUUUGCGACCCAGCAGCAGUUCAAUGAGUUUGUGCCUGGGCAGACCUUUGUUCCACAGCAACAGAUGGAAGUCCAGCCACAAAUGCAGACGACGAUGAACGCAUUCAGCGACCCCUUCCUCACUCAGACAGGUAUAACCAGCUUGGACGGAACACAACAGCAAAUAAAUCCUUACGCCCAGCAAACUUCUGCUAUAGGUGGACAGCAGUUUUACCAAGACACGAAUAGCUUCAAGCAUCCCCUCAACUAUCAUCUUUAUUCCUCCAUCGGUCCGAAACGGGAGAACCUAAUGGCAUACCAACGCAGCACGUCCGACUUCUUCAUUCCGGACAACCUGCGUGAAGACCUGCAGCGCAAGGCAGAAGCGACCUUGCAGACCUUCGCAAACAGCACACUUCCGCAGAAUGUCGAAUACUUUCACUCGCUCGUCGCACUGGACACUGGCAACCAGAAAGGUCCCACAACAUUCGGCUAUCCGAGCUGGGUCUACAAGGCUGUAUCUAGCCGCGACGGGCAUACCUACGCUUUGAGACGCAUCGAAGGCUUUCGGUUGACCAACGAGGCCGCCAUCCGUACGGUACAGACCUGGAAACGCAUCAGCAGCAGCAGUCUGGUCCAGGUGCAUGAUGCGUUUACUGGCAGAUGGUUCAAUGACAGCUCACUGAUCAUUGUCACUGACUACCAUCCGAUGGCUCAGACGGUGAACGACAAGUUCUUUGGAGCAAGUCGACAGGCUGGUAACAAUCGCGGAGCGCAGCAGAUCACACCAGAGAACGAGCUGUGGUCAUACGUUGUGCAGAUUGCGAGCGCACUCAAGUCCAUCCACGAAGGCGGGCUAGCCGCUCAGACAGUCAUACCGACCAAAGUGCUCGUGACAUCCAAGAAUCGCUUCCGACUGAACGGUUGCGGCGUGAUGGACAUCGUGCAACACGAGCAACGGAAAACAACCACCGAAUACCAACGCACCGACCUCGAAGACCUGGGCAAACUCAUCCUCAGCCUUGCAACCCGCAACCAAACCGCCCACCACAACAUCCCCAAAGCCCUCGAACAAGUCAGCAGAUCUUACACCGAGCGCCUCCGCGCCUGCAUCGCCUGGCUCAUCACCCCGCCUACCCCACCCACACCAACCUCUGGAACCGAGCCGCCGCAGGAGACGGUGCAUAUGGCCGACUACAACGUCAACACCCUCCUCAACAACAUCGCCGACAAAGUCAUCUCGACCCUCGACUCCACCCUCCACGCCGAAGACGACCUCACCUCCAACCUCAUGCACGAGCUCGAAAACGGCCGUCUCGUCCGCCUCCUCACAAAACUCAACAUCAUCCUCGAGCGCCCCGAAUCCAGCACCGCGCCCUCCGCCACCCCCACCGCAUCCACCAACCAACCUUCCUCCGCCUGGUCCGAGACUGGGGAGCGCUACUACCUCAAGCUCUUCCGGGACUAUGUCUUCCACCAAGUCGACCAUGAAGGCCGGCCCGUGCUGGAUUUGGGCCAUGUAGUGGCGUGUUUGAAUAAAUUGGAUGCAGGGGUGGAUGAGCGGUUGCGGCUGGUGAGUCGGGAUGAGCAGAGUGUGUUUGUUGUGACGUAUCGGGAGGUGAAGAGGGGGUUUGAGGGGGCUUGGGGGGAGAUUAGUAAGGCUAGUGCUUCUGGGGGUGGGAGGAGGUAG